Adelges cooleyi (spruce gall adelgid) is the source of this 992-nucleotide messenger RNA. RefSeq names its product protein MAK16 homolog B-like. The transcript has 8 exons. Gene Ontology annotation, biological process: maturation of LSU-rRNA; maturation of 5.8S rRNA. Lineage: Eukaryota; Metazoa; Arthropoda; Insecta; Hemiptera; Adelgidae. The record is from RefSeq and is a predicted model, not a curated record. Gene Ontology annotation, cellular component: nucleolus; preribosome, large subunit precursor. The coding region runs from base 140 to 937 and encodes 265 amino acids.
UUUAGCCAUGUGGUUUCAUUGAUCGGCAAUCGUUAUUCGUCAACCGUCUUGUUACUUGUUUUCUUGUUUACACUUUAGUCUUUACUCGUGAAUUUUAAUAAUAAUAAUUUAACGUUAUAAUAUUUUUGAAUCGUCCAAUAUGGAUCAAGACGACGUUGUUUGGUCGAUAAUCAAAGACACAUUUUGUUCGUUUAAAAUAAAAACGGAUAAUUCUUGUUUUUGCAAAAACGAAUACAACGUAUCUGGAUUGUGCAACAAAACUCAUUGCCCGUUGGCCAACAGCCGAUAUGCAACCGUAAGAGAAGAUAAAGGUAUAAUAUACCUGUAUUUGAAAACGGCCGAACGGUCAGUUUACCCUAAUAGACAAUGGGAAAAAAUUAAACUAUCCAGGAACUUCCAGAAAGCAAUAAUGCAGAUAAACGAAAACAUGCUUUACUGGCCGGGACCUUUAAAAUCCAUGUGCAAGCAACGUUUUGUACGGAUAACACAGUACAUAAUAAGAAUGCGUAAACUAAAACUAAAAACACAGAGAGAAUUGGUCUCUAUGCCGAGAAAAGUGGAAAAGCGAACUAAAAGACGUGAAUACAAAGCCGAGAUUGCUGCUCGUUUGGACAACGUAAUAGAAAAAGAAUUGAUCGAAAGACUUAAAAAAGGAACGUACGGUGACUUGUAUAAUAUUAACCAGAGUGCAUUUGAAAAAGCCUUAGAAAAUGAAGGCGAAGAAGAUGAAGAAGACAACGAAGAAGACACCGAGUAUGUUGCCGACGAGGAAGACGAUGAUAUAUCCUUUGACGAAAAUGACGUUGAAGAAGAUUUUGUCAUGUCGGACGGCGAAGGUGAAAUUGAAGACAUCGAGGAUAUGCAACCUAAAAAUGCAACAAAGAAAUCAAUUGAGAAAUGCAAAACUAGACCUCACCUUGAAAUUGAAUACGAAUAACUUAUGUUAACAUACUAUAUUAAUAAUAACGAGAAAAUAAAACCACAAAUCAGAA